Tarenaya hassleriana is the source of this 1648-nucleotide messenger RNA. RefSeq names its product ninja-family protein AFP2. The transcript is spliced from 2 exons. Lineage: Eukaryota; Viridiplantae; Streptophyta; Magnoliopsida; Brassicales; Cleomaceae. Gene Ontology annotation, cellular component: nucleus. Gene Ontology annotation, biological process: response to abscisic acid; negative regulation of DNA-templated transcription; signal transduction. The record is from RefSeq and is a predicted model, not a curated record. Bases 473 to 1510 code for a protein of 345 amino acids.
UUCUUCUUCCUCUCCUCCUCCCUUCGUUGCCUCUUUCUUUUCCCCCCAAAGGGUUGUUCUUGUUAUUGCACAUAUUGUUUUGACUUCUCUCUCUCGCGCGCGCUCCCCCAUUUGCUUCGCCGUCUCUUGAAGCUCCGACAAGUUCUCGUUGGAUAAGUUGGUUCAACUGUUUAUCCCGUAAAGUCUCUCUCUCUCUCUCUCUCUCUCCCCCUUGGUUGUAACUCAAGUUAGCCAUAAAGUGCAAACAGAACGUUUCUGAUUCUGGGGGUUUGAUAUUUUACAUAUUCUGGGGUUUUUUUCUGCAGAAUUAAUGGUAAAUUUCAGAAAUUCUCUAGAUGGGUAUUUCCGGAUCGGAUUAAAGUCUCGUUUUUCGUCAUCUUUUAUGGUUUCCUCCUAGCAAUUGCGUCAUCACUUGAGAAGCAUCAAAAGCAGAAAAAAAAGGAGAAAGCUUUCCAUUUGGUUUCCGGAUUUUAUGGCGGAAGCAAGCGGGAAUGAAAUUGGAAGGAGCAGAGAAAUGGCGGUGGCCACUAAUCUAUCUCUGGAUAUUGAUAGAUUUCCGAGAGAUCUUUUGCGAGGUUUCAGGUCCGGCGCCGCAGAUAACGACGGAAGAAGUUUCCGUAGUAAAAUGUUUUAUGGGGAAGACUGUACGGACGUCGACGAAGAGAGCGAGAUCGAGCUGAAUCUGGGUUUGUCACUGGGAGGCAGAUUCGGUGUGGAUAAGACUCCGGGGAAGCUCAAAAGGUCGUCCUCGAUCGUGGGCACGAUGCCGAUUUUCUCGGAACAGGACGAGACUUCGGCGGCGAUUCAGCCGUUGGAUUUGACGACGCACACGUCGGGCUUGAAGAGAUCGACGUCUUUGCCGACGGAGAUGGAGGAGGAAUGGAGGAAGAGGAAGGAGAUGCAGAUGCUGAGGAGAAUGGAAGCUAAAAGGAGGAGAUGUGAAAAGCAGAAGAGUGGCAGAAGCAGUAACAGUGGCAAUUCCGACGGUCUAACGGCUUUACUGCAGAAAGAUCUGGGUUCAUCAAAGCAAGGGUCCGGCGAUUCCGACGGCGGAGGACGAAGAAGAGGUAGUUCCUCGAGCUUGUCGGAGCUGGAGAGCAAGAAUCAACAAGGAUCAUCAAACAAUUGUGGUGGGGAGGGAAGAAGCCUCAGUAUAAUAACAGGAUGUUCCUCUCAAGAGAGGACCGCCCGCGAGACAACGGAUCAGAAACCGGACAUAUCAGAAGCCAAAGCAGAAGAGACAGAGAAACCAUGGAAGGACAGAAAGGGAAAGGACAAGACGAGUGAAGUGCAGUUGGAGAUGCCUUGCGUCACCACGAAAGGGGAAGGACCGAACGGGAGAAGGAUCCAAGGGAUUCUCUACAAAUACGGAAAGGGAGAGGAAGUGAGGAUAAUGUGUGUCUGCCAUGGCAGUUUUCUUUCUCCUGCCGAGUUCGUGAAACAUGCUGGCGGAGGAGACGUAGAUCAUCCUCUUCGCCAUAUCGUUGUCAAUACCUCGACCUUCUCUUGAUCGCUCUUUGGAGAGGGACUGUUCAAAUUCGGUGUUGGUAGCCUUAUGUUCAUCUCUUUUCUCUUGGAUUUCUGCCUCGGCUCUGUAACUGUGUACUCUUCAUUGCAAUUAAUCCUAACGAGGAGAGAAUGUUUAAGA